Messenger RNA from Triticum aestivum (bread wheat), 3497 nucleotides. RefSeq lists its product as uncharacterized. Lineage: Eukaryota; Viridiplantae; Streptophyta; Magnoliopsida; Poales; Poaceae. Bases 365 to 3130 code for a protein of 921 amino acids. Gene Ontology annotation, molecular function: protein kinase activity; ATP binding. The transcript is spliced from 9 exons. The record is from RefSeq and is a predicted model, not a curated record. Gene Ontology annotation, biological process: protein phosphorylation.
GGCUGUGGGAGAGAGAAGCCCGAACCCAAGUACCCAUCCCAGCCCUCACGGCCACGGCCACGCCCACGCCCACGCCACGAGACGAGAGCUUGCACGAACCAACACGACCCAUCCCCGCCCGGAGGAGAGAGAGAAAGGCCGCGGUGGCCAGCGAGCAACGGAACAAAGGGGCACGGGAAGCGAGGAGCGAGGGAGGAGACGGUUGCCGACAAGGAGAGGGAGGGAGGAACCCGCCAACGGCACGCUGCACAGAGCCUCCCCGGCGACCCAGGCAGGCAGGCGGCGAGAGGACGAGGCGACGGCUCGGGCGUCCAUGGUGGCGUGCGCCUGAGCAGCAGAUAGGCUCGGCCACGCUACGCUGGAGAUGAAGGUGUCCACCAAGGAGCAGCAGCAGCGGCGGCGGGCGGAGGAGGAAGAGGGGAAGGAGGAGGCCAUGGACGCCAGCGCCGGCGGACCGGGGGAGGAGGAGGAGGAGGCGGUGCGCGCCUCCGGCACCGGCGAGGGGGGCACGGUGGUGGUGGGCGUGCGGGCGGACGCCGAGAGCCGGGCGCUGCUCACGUGGGCCUUCGUCAAUGCCGUUGCCGCCGGGGACCGGGUCGUCGCCGUCCACGUCGUGCUCGCCUCCGCGGCCGAGGCCGCCGCCGCGGUGGACUUCGACGGCAUGCUCGCCGUCUACGAGGGGUUCUGCAAUCUCAAGCAGAUCAAUCUCAAGGUGAAGAUUUGCAAGGGCUCGUCGGUCCGCAAGGCGCUGGUUCGCGAGGCCACCCUGUUCGGGGCCUCCAAGCUUGUCCUGGGCAUCACCAAGAGGAAGCGCACCAUUGGGUCCUCCCUGUCAGUUGCCAAGUACUGCGCGAAGAAGCUGCCGGCAAAGUGCGCGGUGCUCGCCGUCAAUGGCGGCAAGAUCGUCUACCGGAGAGAAUCGAAUGCUCACUCCGGCAAGGUGUCGGCCGAGGUUCCUGCCUGUGGUGAUGAUGAGAUGUACUGUGUGCUGCCGUUCGGAGCCCGUCAGAAGGGUGAAGAAGAGAGCGAGUUGCCUUGUGAUGAACCGAGCAAAGAUGGCAGCCCCGAUGACGAAGAACAGCAUGAUGUUGGUGCAAAGGGCAGUCAGCCAGAGGACGUCGUCGCUGAAGAACAGCAACCAUCGAGUGUGGAACCUGCUGAGUUGUCGACGGUUCAGGUUCAGACUGAAGCAGCAGAUCCUGCUGACAGGGACAAAGAGCCAACAAUGAGCCAGAAAGAUGUGGUCGCCGAUCUGCCAGGUGAGGGUGCCAGUGUGCUGUACUGCGUGCUGCCGGAGAGGAAUGACCAUUCAGUUGCAAGUACUUCGAGUCGGCACGAAAGUGACUCGACUGAGCCGCCAGCCGAAGGGGAUGGAGAUCUGUACUGUUUAUUGCCCCCAAGAAAUGGAAAUUCAGGCAGGAGCAGCAGUGAUUCUAAGCGUUCAACUUCGAGUCACAAAGAUGAUGGGGAUCUGUUCUGCCGGCUGUCAAAGAAUGGUGGACACUCAGGUGGGAGUUCUGGGGGAUCCAAGCGUUCUGUUGGUGUAAGAAGUGUGUUUAGGGCCAUCAGGCGGAGCAGUAGUUUCUCCAGUGAUAUUCCAUUGAGCUUUGAAACAUCUGCUGAUAAGAGAGAUGGCUCGGUUUCCAUGGGUGCCACCGAACGUUCUUCUUCCGCCGUGUCUACGGAACCUGAGGAUUUGCAAAAGGAAACACCUACUAGUUCCCCAAUGUCUCUGAGAAGGCUGAUCGAAGGAAGGUCUGACCGCUGCCGCCUGCGAAGGAGAAUCUUCCACCAUGAAAGAACCUCAUCUUUUGAGUGGGCCAAAGUGUCCAUGGUUCAAUGGGCGAUGAGGCUCCCAAGCCGUUACAGUUCUGUGCACCCGGACAACAAAUCCUUGAAAUCUGAUACUAGUCCAAGGUUGCACGGUGAUUCAGAAUGUGAUUCCACUUCCACUGUUGGACCAGAAUCUAUAUUUUCUUUCUCUUUGUAUGAUGUGGCAUGGCCUCCCAGUGAACUGGGGUCGCUUCAAGAAGAGUAUUCUUCAGUAUGUAGGCUAUUUAGUUAUGAGGAGCUGAAACUGGCUACAUCAAACUUCUCACCAGAUAUGUUGAUUGGGAAGGGAGGAACUAGUCACGUUUACAAGGCACAGUUAAAUGAUGGCACCUUGUAUGCUGCAAAGAUUCUGAAACCUUCAGUUGAUGCACUUCAGGAGUUUAUUACGGAGAUUGAGACUGUAACCAGCUUGCAAAAUGAUAAUAUUGUCUCACUAAGAGGAUUCAGCUUUGACAACUACUUCCUUGUGUUGGUGUACGAUUACAUGCACCAGGGAAGCUUAGACAAAGCGCUUCAUGGCAAGUGUGAGUAUAGCCUUAGCUGGGAAAAGAGAUAUAAGAUAGCAAUUCACAUUGCAAAGGCGCUUGAAUUUCUGCAUCAUGGUGGUGUCACCGAGUCUGUGAUUCACGGAGAUGUUAAAUCUGCAAACAUCCUCCUCUCAGAGGAUUUUGAGGCCCAGCUGUGUGAUUUUGGGUUGGCAAAGAAAGUUUCAGCUUCAACCCCUCACCUAACAUGCACUGACAUCACAGGAACUUUUGGGUACAUGGCACCUGAAUAUUUUUCGCACGGGAAGGUGAACAAGAAAAUCGAUGUGUACGCAUUUGGGGUUGUGCUGCUGGAGAUAAUUUCAGGGAGAAAACCCAUUAUAACAGGAUGUGCGAAGGGCCAGGAAAGCCUGGUUGGAUGGGCAAGGCCACUACUUUCAAGUGGGGAGAUCAAGCAGCUGGUGGAUUCGGCUCUGGGGAACGACUACGACUGUGAUGAGAUGGAGAGGAUGACACUCGCUGCCUCGCUGUGCACGAGGACAUCUUCUGAUUCCAGACCCGAAACGCCGCUAGUCCUGAAACUGCUUGAGGGGGAUGACGAGACGGUCCAGUGGGCGAGGUCGCAGAUGUGCGCAGGCUCGGACGUGUCGGACGAGGAGGCGAUGACCCCGCGCUCAAACAUGCAGUCCCACCUGAACCUGGCGCUGCUGGGCGUGGAUGAGGAGGACACGCUGUCGCGGUGCAGCACGGAGCGGACCGCCGACACCUCGGCGGACGGCGGGUACUGGAGCCGGUCCUCGAGCUUCGACUAGGCGAUCCAGCCAGCCGUCUGUGGUCUCUGUACAGUUCCUGACGAUUGGUUGUGGCAUCUGGACUGGGGGGGAUUCUUUGGUGGGUGCUUGGCUUGGCUUGCUCAUGUAGGAAGGAUUCUUGAGUGGGUGCUUGGCUUGGGUUGCUCUGCUCAUGUGUGUGUGUGUGUGCAGGGAGAGAGAGAGAUGCCUGAUGCUGUUGUUGAUGCUAAUUGAAUUGAAUUAGGAGUUGCUUUUGUAGUUUUGUAGUAGCAGUUGUAGAUCUAUCUAACCUUUGCUGGCCUUGGGUGGCACAACAUUCUACGAUUAUGAGGAAUGAAUGUAUGGUUUCGUGGUGCAUCAAGAUUGGAAUGAAAUCGAUUGCUCUCAA